AUGGAGGAUCGUUCCGAUCCAUUCCCCGUGUCCGUCUCGUCCCUUCAUUUCCCCUCUGCAGUCCAGUCCAUUUCGCAGACCUUGUCGUCGCUGCGACGAUCUGCUCUCUCCAUCUCCAACCGGCUUCGCUCAAUUGAGUCCGAUGCUGCCUUUGUUGGGGAAGUGGCCGAUCACUAUGGGCUACCUUUGGUUGCAAACGAGAGGUGUGGAAGUUGGUAUAUUCCUCCCGAGAUCAAGUCUGGCAGUGCCUACUUCAAGAGCACGGACGGCCAUACCGGCCAGUGGGACUUUAGUUUCCGCAGGUUGAAUCUACAAAUUUUGCCCAUCGCUCGGAAACAUGGGGGGUGCAUCAUUGUGGAUUCAACGCGUCGAGGUAAAUUGAUGCCCGAUGCCCUGUCCAAAACCGUGCCCAUAUGGUGCGCCGUCAUGAACCGAGCGCUGUUUCCUUCCGACACUGCAUACCAUGCAGUUCAGCUCCCGCCAAAUUUCUUGGGAGCUUCGGAGGGAUCGCAAAUUGAACUCCGGAUUGGCGGCUUCGUUAAAUCGCUCAAGGACCUUAAACUCGAUCUGGAUGAUCUUAGGCAGCAGCUGGGAAAACCCAUUCGGAUAGCAUGGGCCAAUCGCUCCUACUUCCAUCCGACAGAUUUACAUAAAGGAGCCGGAUACAAUCUCUUCGUCCUUUGUUCUGCUUCCAAGCGGGUGCAUGGAGCUGAAAUCUCAGAGGGCGGUUACAUUCAAGGUGCAGGGGAUGACAGCGAGGGUUGGGCCCACGGGCUGACUCCGCAGGUCUUCUGGGCGAACAAGGCCACCCUCUUGAGGACGGCAGAGGAAGACCUCCCGGACCUCAUUGAAGAGCUACUGCAAGAACACCAAAGUCAGGACAGCAGUCAACAAGCUACUCUGGUUGCACCAACUCGGAACCUGUACAUCAGCCAGACCAAUGCUUGUCUAAAUGACAGUGGUGGUCGUUAUGAUCUGAUCAUUGAUUGCAAUGGCAACCCGGAGACCUCGGAGCAAAAUCCGAAACGACUGUGCCUGGGUUGCAGAUCCUCGAAACUGGGAAGUCGCGACUUGAGACAACAACUUGACAAGGUUCGAGAUUUCGUCGGUUCGCAACUCGCCUCCGACCCGUCCCGGUCACUACUCGUGACAUGUGAAACGGGUAAAGAUCUAUCGGCCGGUACCCUUCUCGCAAUCAUAUGUCUUUUCUAUGAUGAUGAAGGAGCAUUCACAACGACGCCGGUUAAGCGGUCGAUCGACAAGCAGUUUAUCCGGCGACGCCUUGCUUGGAUCGUGUCCUCGAAACACGAAGUGAACCCUUCGCGUCCUACGCUGCAAUCCGUCAACGCUUUUCUCAUGGAACGACCGGAUUAUUGA
This is a messenger RNA of Aspergillus clavatus NRRL 1, 1377 nucleotides long. RefSeq names its product initiator tRNA phosphoribosyl transferase family protein. Gene Ontology annotation, biological process: charged-tRNA amino acid modification. Bases 1 to 1377 code for a protein of 458 amino acids. The transcript has 5 exons. Gene Ontology annotation, cellular component: cytoplasm. Lineage: Eukaryota; Fungi; Ascomycota; Eurotiomycetes; Eurotiales; Aspergillaceae. The record is from RefSeq and is a predicted model, not a curated record. Gene Ontology annotation, molecular function: tRNA adenosine(64)-2'-O-ribosylphosphate transferase activity.